Molecule: messenger RNA, 1474 nt
Organism: Linum tenue
Lineage: Eukaryota; Viridiplantae; Streptophyta; Magnoliopsida; Malpighiales; Linaceae
Source: the annotation of a GenBank genome assembly
GCCGGUGCCUGCCGGGAGUGGCGCCCGCUCGCCCAUAUAUGGAUUGGAGAUUCUUAUUCUCUCUUCUUUUGUUCAUUUCUUUACCUUAAUUCAAAAACCCACCAACAACAUUAAUCUGCCAUUAACCAUAACCCCAAAAGAUGGAAGCUUUCCACAAAUUUAAGACAAGAUUUUAAUCACCCUUCCAUCACUCCAUCCUCCAUCAUAUAUAUAGAGAGAGAAGGUGAGUGUGUUGGGGAGUACUGUGAGUGUGAGGCAGAACAGAGAAAGAGAGAGAGAGAGAGCUCAAAACAAUUGAUUUGGUUCCAUUAGGGAACCAACCAUUUCUGUCACCAUAAUUUGCAAUGAUGCAUUCGUUUUUUGGUAAUAAGCUGAAAGAGCAAAAGGAAUAAGAAGGAAAGACCAGAAGAAGAAGAAAGAAGAAGGAGCUAAAGGGUGGAAAAAGGAAAAGAGAAAUGUUCUGCGGGAGAAGUUCGAGGUGUUCAGAUGGUAAUAGGAAGGGAUCUGUGCCGGUGUUCCUCAACGUGUAUGACCUCACGGCCAUUAAUGGCUACGCUUAUUGGGUUGGCUUGGGAGUUUACCAUUCUGGUGUUCAAGUUCACAAUGUGGAGUAUGCAUUUGGAGCACAUGAGUAUCCUACGACUGGGAUUUUCGAAGGUGUCCCAAAGCAAUGCGACGGGUUCACAUUCAGGAAGUCAAUUCUGAUUGGGAACACAAAUUUGGGGCCAGGGGAGGUAAGGAAAGUGAUGGAGGAUUUGGCUCAGGAAUACAAAGGCAAUGCUUACAAUCUCAUCACCAAGAACUGCAACCAUUUCUGCAAUGCUGCUUGCCUUAAACUCACCUCCAAUCCCAUCCCCAGCUGGGUCAAUCGCCUCGCCAGAAUUGGAUUCCUAUGCAAUUGUGUUCUUCCUGCACACAUAUGCUCAACCAAAGUUAGGCAUGAUGACAGCAAGGUAGAGGACAAGCCUUGUGAAGUAAUAGUUGUAGAAGAGAAGAGAUUGAGAGAUGGGUGUGAUCAUCAUCACUUCAAGUCGUCAUCAACGUCAUCUACUAAUUUCUCAACUUCAACUUCAGCAUCAGCAUCUUCCUCGGCCCCCAGUGCUGCUGGAGUUCAUCAUCAAGUUCGCGGCAGGAGUAGGACUAGAACUAGACGGCGCAGUUUCCCACCUUCUUCCCCCUUGAUCUCUUCACCUUCAUCAGUUUCAUGAACAUGCUGAUCAGACCAUCCUGUUUUGCACAAGCUAUUUGUUCUUGACAGUUCGGUAUAUUUUUAUACAAAAUGGAGACUCCUCUGAAAGGAAGAUCCAAAUGGGCAGAAGAGUUGGAUGUUGAAGGUGAUGAUGAUUUCCAUCUCUAACUAAGAAAAGGACAUGCUAUCAUCACCAUAUAUAUCUGUACAUUAGUUCUUCCUUUUUCCAUUUUUGGAUUAAUGCCGAGUUUGGUCCCUUAACUUUGCUACUUUCCUCGAGCGAGC